AUGAAGCGCUCACUGUGCCUGCCGCCCGACUUUCUGAUACCCGCCUUUGCGACUCCAUCUCAAAAUUUAUUCGCGAGAUGCUCGCACAACGUUGCCCACCGACGAUAUGCCUCUGAUGGCAAAUCCAAUUCUUACCCGGUGAAACCCGACACAGCGAGCCAAACGCCUCUAAGGAUCUCUCGAAGCACAUCACUUAAAGGUUCAGGCUUCUCAGCAAAAUGGCCGAGAGAUACCAGUGGAAAUGUUCCAAUCAGGUUCUUUCCUGCUCUACCUGGUGCAAGACAAGCACGAGCUUCACCUGCACAUUUCAGAAGAAUAAAACUUGAAUCGGCGCGAGACAGUGAUCUCAAACAGCCCGAGCGCAGUACUGAAAUCGCAAGAUCAGGUAAAGCGAACUCCAAGACGAAUUCUUUAUUGAACGAGCUGUUUCCAGAGGUAGCGCAAAACAAGCCGGACGCCGAUGAUACACUUCGGAAUUCAACGACAGCAUAUGCGCCCCCUCGAAGGGCACCUGAAAUCACCUUUGACAAAGGGAUCCACAAUGAUGAAAAGUCAAAGUCAACUUCGCUCCUGGAUGAGCUAUUCCCAAAAACAAGACUCAGUAAAAUGAGAGACCUGAAAACACUUGGCCACAUUCCGGUCCCUCGACUUCAUAUUUCAACUGCGCGUGCUGGCGAGACUCGUAGUCCUGACCCGUCGAUAUCUGCCGAGGACAAGUAUGCUCCCGGUGGGCAAAGUCGCAAGGAGGACAUACGUGCACAAUACGAGUUCAAUCGACAGGAAUUCUCGGUUUUGAUGCUGAAGGGUGCCUCUCGAAACCUGAGCGAGGAUGACUUUAGAAGAAUUAUUCCUCGAGGUAAGCACAUUGCUGAGUGGCCAAUUGGAUCCGACAUUCAAAGAGUCAUUCCAUUGCGCAAUACAUGGUCAUUAGAGCGGACUGGGUCGUAUUGCAUCGUUUUUGCGAACAAAAGGGCUGCCAUGGAGUACAGUGCACACGCGCACAAAGCAGCAAGGCUAAGUUCUAUGGCAGCGCCGACUUCGCUCUUGGGAGCAAUUCCAGCUGCGCCCGGAUGCGAAGAGGAUGGCAUUGAUUUGUAUGCUUUGAGGCAAUCCUUCACUCUAGCGCCCGACGGAAACGACUUCUCGCUCGAAUAUCUGGAACGUCCGUACCUUGGCCACAUGUACCAUUUGUUAGCCAACGGCGGUUACUGCCCAAUAGUCGAACACAAUGCAGCAGCUCCAUCCUCAUCGUCUAAACUAGACAGUCCGCCGCCUAAGACAAAAGUCCUGCUGACCGCACAUGGAGGAUCUACCAUGGCAAAAAGAAGCCUUAUCGCUGCGAUUAGAGCCGACGGAAAAGAGCGCGGAGAGCUUUGGAAUCUCAAACAUUGGCUUUAUGGCAUACAGAGGUUGCAAGACGUGCUAUACACAGCUGCAAGGAACGGCUAUAUGCGCUGUGAUGAAGUCUCCCUGGAACAACUAGAGGAGCAAACAUACAAUCGAUGGAUACUGGACUUUGAGGAUCCUGUGAGUGCGAGACAAUUUGUACAGACAUGGCAUGGCAGACAGCUGAGCCCUCCGGAGCAUCAUGAUAAGAAUUACAUGCAUCCCGACCUUGUCGUGACUGAAGUUCUCUGGUAG
Pseudovirgaria hyperparasitica is the source of this 1641-nucleotide messenger RNA. RefSeq lists its product as uncharacterized. The transcript is spliced from 2 exons. The record is from RefSeq and is a predicted model, not a curated record. NCBI's taxonomy places the organism in Eukaryota, Fungi, Ascomycota, Dothideomycetes, Acrospermales, Acrospermaceae. The coding region runs from base 1 to 1641 and encodes 546 amino acids.